Messenger RNA from Aspergillus puulaauensis, 1074 nucleotides. RefSeq lists its product as uncharacterized. NCBI's taxonomy places the organism in Eukaryota, Fungi, Ascomycota, Eurotiomycetes, Eurotiales, Aspergillaceae. The transcript has 4 exons. The coding region runs from base 1 to 1074 and encodes 357 amino acids. The record is from RefSeq and is a predicted model, not a curated record.
AUGCUUCAAGUAACUUGUCAAGGUACACCCUCGGAAAUCGGCUACCAACAUGGCCAUGCUGCCAAGGCUGUCAUCUCCAAUGCCAUCAACUUCGCGAAUUCUCUCAUCCGCGGGAAAACAAAGAAGACGGCCGAGGAGCUGGGAGCGCUCCUGGCGCAGCUACAGCAAGUAAUUGCCCAGCGAUGGCCGAGAUACUACGAGGAGAUUUGCGGCGUCGCAAAGGGCGCUGAACGCGAUGUUUCGGAGAUCAUCAUGCUCAAUACCCGCACGGAAUUUGCAUAUGGCCUCGUCGAAGCCCGAGACGGGUGCACGACUGUGUAUUGCAAACUUCCCAACGGAGCCCUGCAGGGCCAGAACUGGGAUUUCUUUACGGCUACAAAGCAAAAUCUGAUCCAGUUGACCAUACGUCAGCCUGGCCUUCCCACCAUCAAAAUGAUCACCGAGGCUGGUAUUAUUGGCAAGGUCGGCUUCAACAGUGCUGGCGUCGCCGUCAACUACAACGCCCUGCAUCUGCAGGGUCUCCGGCCAACCGGACUCCCGUCGCAUCUCGCCCUGCGCAUGGCACUUGAAAGCACUUCCCCUUCCGAGGCGUACGACCGGAUUGUUGAGCAGGGCGGCAUGGCUGCUAGUGCGUUCAUCAUGGUGGGCAGCGCCCACGAGGCAUACGGGCUGGAGUUCUCGCCUACCAGCCUCCGAAAGCAAGUUGCAGACUCCAAUGGGAGAUUGGUGCACACUAACCACUGCUUGACCAACCACGGUGGAGGUGCGAGAGAGCUCGAUCCUCUUCCAGAUUCGUGGAGUCGCCAUGGCCGUAUGGAACAGCUCCUCGCAGGAUUCGACGGCACCAGAGAGGCAUUCGCUCGGGUCUGGGAGGACGAGGACAACUACCCUUUUUCUAUCUGCCGGGCAUACCAGGAAGGGAAGAGCAGAGGCUCGACCCUGUUCAACAUCGUCUAUGACCAUGUUCGUGGCGACGCGACCGUCAGAAUCGGCCGGCCCAACAGCCCUGAUGAGACGUUUGCCCUGCGGUUCACCGAGGAGGACACCAGGUCUGCACACGAAGCCAAACUUUAG